AUGUCAUCUAUAGUAUUACGCCGAUUUGUCAGUACAUGCCGUCCCACAUUAGCUUUUUAUCAUGGACGUAAUUUUGCCACUAGUUCACCAUUCUCAGCCGAAACAGACAAUAUUAGUAGUAGCAACACUGAUACGACAACAUUUUCAUCUGAUACGCCACGAACAAUUACUCUAAUACCAGGUGAUGGUAUUGGUCCAGAAAUCUCAAGAAGUGUUCAACAAAUAUUUCAAGCUGCUAAUGUACCAAUAAAUUGGGAACCAGUUGAUGUUACACCGGUUAAAUCGCCUGAUGGAAAAUUUCGAAUUCCUCUUAAAGCUAUUGAAUCAGUUACAAAAAAUCGUAUUGGACUUAAAGGACCAUUAGCAACACCUAUUGGCAAAGGACAUCAAUCACUUAAUCUUGCUUUACGUAAAGAAUUUAAUUUAUUUGCUAAUGUACGACCAUGUUAUCAAACACCAUAUACAAAUGUUGAUCUUGUUACUAUACGUGAAAAUACUGAAGGUGAAUAUUCAGGUAUUGAACAUACAAUUGUACCCGGUGUUGUACAAAGUAUUAAACUUAUAACUCAACAUGCAUCAUUACGUGUAUGUGAAUAUGCAUUUCUUUAUGCUAAACAACAUAAAAGAGAAAAAGUAACAGUUGUUCAUAAAGCAAAUAUAAUGCGUCUUUCAGAUGGUUUAUUUCUUCGAAGUGCACGUGAAGUUGCUGAAAAAUAUCCAGAAGUUAAAUUCGAAGAAAUGUAUCUUGAUACAGUUUGUUUAAAGAUGGUUCAAGAUCCAACUCAAUUCGAUUGUCUUGUGAUGCCAAAUUUAUAUGGUGAUAUUCUAAGUGAUCUUUGUGCGGGUCUUAUCGGUGGUUUAGGUUUAACACCUAGUGGAAAUAUUGGUGAAGGUGGAGCAGCAAUUUUUGAAGCUGUUCAUGGUACGGCACCAGAUAUUGCUGGACAAGAUAAAGCUAAUCCAACAGCAUUACUUUUAAGUGCUGUUAUGAUGUUACGUCAUUUGCAUAUGUUUGAUAAAGCUCAACUAAUUGAAAAAGCGUGUUUUGAUACGAUUAAAGAUGGAAAGGUAUGUCAUUAA
Rotaria sp. Silwood2 is the source of this 1080-nucleotide messenger RNA. The record is from the annotation of a GenBank genome assembly. Lineage: Eukaryota; Metazoa; Rotifera; Eurotatoria; Philodinida; Philodinidae.